Armigeres subalbatus is the source of this 1778-nucleotide messenger RNA. Its product is annotated as transmembrane protein 115. Gene Ontology annotation, biological process: retrograde vesicle-mediated transport, Golgi to endoplasmic reticulum. The transcript is spliced from 4 exons. NCBI's taxonomy places the organism in Eukaryota, Metazoa, Arthropoda, Insecta, Diptera, Culicidae. The record is from RefSeq and is a predicted model, not a curated record. Gene Ontology annotation, cellular component: membrane; Golgi apparatus. Bases 178 to 1395 code for a protein of 405 amino acids.
GUUUUGUGGCGAUGUGUCAAAAUUAGCUAUAAAAAUCUUUAUUUUUAUUCACGUUUGCAAAAUAUUUCGAAGAAAUUAGUAAUUUUGUAAAAACUUUAAAGUGUUUGAUUUCGAAAAGUUUGCUAAUCAUAACAAAUUCUCCAUGUAAAAACUUUGGAUCAUCACAGAAUAUUGGCCAUGGCGAGCAGCAGCAGCAAUAACGCAAUGUACUUGCGGCAGCAAUUUUCUGCUCUGCUGGGGAACACUUCGUCAUCCAUCAAGUUUAUCUGCAUUUCGACACUGGUCGGUUAUGCAUUAUCCUUCUCGGACCGGGCAGUGGACAUCCUCAGCGUCACGCCGGGCUACCUGAUGCCACCAACGUUUUGGAUAUGGACAAUAUUCACAUUCUGUUUUAUUGAACUGCACUUCUGGGAAGUGCUGGUGGAUCUGAUUACAGUGGGGCUGUGCGGGAAGCUGAUUGAACCAUCCUGGGGUCAGAUGGAGAUGCUGCAGUAUUUUGCCAUCACCAAUAUCGGCGUGGCGAUAUUGACCAGCUUUUACUAUCUGUUCUACUCAAUGAUAACCAAAGACGCUGAAUUUCUGUUCGACGUCCAUAUCCAUGGACUGGCCGGAAUGAAUGCAGCUGUUAGUGUUGCUGUAACACAAAUCAUGCCAGAUCAUUUAAUUGCUCGGACACCGCUCGGGAAAUUUACGAACAGGAAUGUUCCACUUACGGUAGUGGUUGUGUCAAUAAUUAUGUGGGCAAUCGGUUUUUUGGACGGCACGUAUCCAGCAAUGUUUGCUUCGGGGCUGUACGUUUCAUGGGUCUAUCUUCGGUUUUACCAGCGGCAUUCCAACGGAACCCGCGGAGACAGUGCAGAAAACUUCCGUUUUGCCAGCUUCUUCCCCAAUGUAUUGCAACCUUUCAUAAACCUAAUUGCUAAUCCUGUGUAUCUGGGUUGCCUACGAAUUGGUUUGGUCAAGCGAUUGACACCACAGCAAAGCAGUUCGUCUUCGCUACAAUCAGUCAGCGUCCAGUCACUCGUAGGUGUUGAUCCUCAUGACAUGGAACGACGAAGGCAAAUUGCAUUAAAGGCUCUCAGUGAGCGGUUAUCUAAAACCACAGAUUCUAGUCGUCAAAACACAUUGCCUAAAUCUUUCCCGCAGACGGGCGCUUCUGGAAAGCAUCACCACCAUCAUCACGGAGGGCACCACGGUCACCAUCACGGUGGUCACUUGCCCUUCCCCAUGACCCUCGAACGACCAGCAAUUCCUCUUCCUCCUCCACCGAGUAAGUCAGCGCUAAAAACCGACUCGACGAAGCAGAAUAGUAGCAGCAGCACAACUACGGUAAAUUUGAUUAAUUUGGACCAAACCGAACAAGGCCAGUCGGAGGUAUCGACGACGAAUACUUAAGAGACAGCGGCUUGUUGGACUAGCAGACCAAAACUGGCCAGCGCGAAUUUGUUGAUAAAGGAAUAUUUGUAUCAUCUCCGUAGUAGCGGGACACCGUAUUCCCUGAGGUGAACAUUUGGCAAAAUAUGAGGCGCAGGCGUUGUACGGUAAAAAUGUAAAAUUUUCGAAUGUAACGAAAAGAGAUGCUUUAAAUAACUACUACUAGGCUACGCCCUUUCCCUGUUUCUGUUUAUCUAUUUUUCUGUAGAUUUUAAUUGUGAUGAUUGAUUGGUACGCUAUAAAUACACGGAAGUGAUGUGAAUGGUAAUGGCAUUAGUAAGUCAGUUGAAUUGCCUGCAGACUGCAUUAUCGUGACAGAUCUAAAUAAAAUUGUACCUACCAUA